This is a messenger RNA of Arvicola amphibius (Eurasian water vole), 4887 nucleotides long. RefSeq names its product ERCC excision repair 6 like 2 (gene Ercc6l2). Gene Ontology annotation, molecular function: ATP binding; ATP-dependent chromatin remodeler activity. The transcript has 19 exons. The record is from RefSeq and is a predicted model, not a curated record. The coding region runs from base 139 to 4695 and encodes 1518 amino acids. NCBI's taxonomy places the organism in Eukaryota, Metazoa, Chordata, Mammalia, Rodentia, Cricetidae.
UGACGCCCACCCCGAGCUCGGCGCUCCCGGCGGGCGGGCGGGCUAUGCCAGGCGGGCGGCCUCCGUGCUGUGCCCUCCUCGCCGCCGACCGCUAGAUGUCGAGAGCGGCGGGGCUGCCAGGCGCCUCCCUCUGGCCCGAUGGACGCCUCCUCCCCUCAGCCCCGCGCGGAAUCCCGCAAAGACAAGUGGUAUCCAGGAGAAAGAUGUCUUGCUCCUUCUUCAGAUGAUAAAAAGCUUUGUGAAGCAACCAUAAAGUCUAUCACUGUGGAUGAAAAUGGGAAGCCAUGUGCAAUUGUCCUGUAUUCAGAUUUUCAAGAAAAGAAAAUACCUCUUCAAAGACUUCAAGAAGUAAAACCAGCUAAAAAUUUCUCCAGAAGUUUUAUAUUUGAUGAUGAAGAUUUGGAAAAACCCUAUUUCCCAGAUCGAAAAAUUCCACCAUUGGCUAAUGCUUUUAAAUUAUCGGAAGAUGGAGACUCCAUUCCUUACACUAUUAAUAGGUAUUUGCGUGAUUACCAAAGAGAGGGAGCUCAGUUUCUCUACAGACACUACAUCCAGGGAAGAGGGUGUAUUCUCGGUGAUGACAUGGGACUUGGAAAAACAAUACAGGUUAUUUCAUUUUUGGCUGCAGUUUUGCAUAAAAAGGGAACUCGUGAAGAUAUUGAAAAUAACAUGCCAGAGUUCUUACUAAAAAGUAUGAAAAAGGAACCCUCUUCUACGGCCCAGAAGAUGUUCUUAAUAGUUGCCCCUCUUUCUGUCCUCUACAACUGGAAGGAUGAAUUGGAUACCUGGGGAUAUUUCCGAGUCACUGUUUUACAUGGUAGUAAAAAAGAUAAUGGACUGAUUCGUUUAAAGCAAAGAAAAUGUGAAAUUGCUCUAACAACCUAUGAAACACUGCGCUUGUGUCUGGAGGAACUUAACAGUUUGGAAUGGUCAGCUGUUAUUGUAGAUGAAGCUCAUAGAAUCAAGAAUCCAAAAGCACGAAUUACAGAAGUCUUGAAGGCUGUGAAGUGCAAGGUCCGCAUUGGCCUGACUGGUACCAUCCUCCAGAACAACAUGAAGGAGCUGUGGUGUGUUAUGGACUGGGCUGUGCCGGGACUUUUAGGCAGCAGGAGCCACUUUAAGAAGCAGUUUUCUGACCCAGUGGAACAUGGCCAGAGACACACAGCAACCAAAAGAGAGCUUGCUACUGGCCGAAAAGCUAUGCACAGGCUUGCAAAAAAGAUGUCUGGCUGUUUUCUCAGGCGCACCAAGACCCUUAUCAAGGGUCAGCUACCUAAGAAGGAAGACAGGAUGGUGUAUUGUUCUUUGACAGAGUUCCAGAAAGCUGUCUACCAAACAGUGUUAGACACAGAAGAUGUAGCUUUGAUCCUUCAGUCCUCUCAGCCUUGUACCUGUGGCAGUGGCCGGAAAAGGAGAAACUGCUGUCACAAGACUAAUUCACAGGGUGACAAAGUGAGAUCACUGUGUCUUAGUUACCUGACUGUGCUACAGAAAGUAGCAAACCACGUUGCUCUGCUGCAGGCCGCCAGCACCUCCAAACAUCAGGAAACACUUAUCAAGAGGAUAUGUGAUCAGGUAUUUUCCAGAUUCCCAGAUUUUGUGCAGAAAAGCAGAGAUGCAGCCUUCGAAACACUUUCUGACCCUAAGUACAGUGGGAAAAUGAAGGUUCUCCAGCAGCUUUUAAACCAUUUUAGGAAACACAGAGAUAAGGUUCUUCUCUUCUCCUUUUCCACCAAGCUGCUGGACGUGCUGCAGCAGUACUGUAUGGCUUCCGGCCUUGACUACCGGAGACUUGAUGGAAGCACAAAAUCAGAGGAAAGACUCAAGAUUGUGAAAGAGUUCAACAGUACACAAGACGUGAACAUUUGUCUUGUCUCCACGAUGGCUGGUGGACUAGGUCUCAAUUUUGUUGGUGCCAACGUUGUUAUAUUAUUUGAUCCAACUUGGAAUCCAGCCAAUGAUCUUCAAGCCAUUGACAGAGCAUACAGGAUUGGGCAGUGUAGAGAUGUCAAAGUGCUCAGGCUGAUAUCCUUGGGGACUGUGGAGGAGAUCAUGUACUUACGGCAGAUUUACAAACAGCAACUUCACUGUGUGGUGGUUGGAAGUGAAAAUGCCAAGCGAUACUUUGAAGCAGUACAAGGAUCAAAAGAACAUCGAGGCGAGCUCUUUGGUGUCCACAACCUCUUCAGACUAAGGUCCCAAGGGUCCUGUCUUACGAGAGACAUCCUGGAGAGAGAAGGCCAAGUGGAAGCUGGCAUCAUGACAGCCACAACAUGGUUGAAAGGGGGACUUUCAGCACAGGAACUAGAAACACCUAGAGACCCUGACUGUCAAGAAUCCACAGAGGUGUGUGAGCUCUACAGUGACUUCAGUGAUGACGAGCCAGUGGGCCGCUCCCUUGGAAAGACGGCUGAACACAGAGUCUCUGGCUCCAGUAGAGCUGCAGGCUCCUCAGCACAGCUCACUUUGCUGCAGUGUGGAUUCUCUAAAUUGUUUGAGGCAAAUUGUAAGUCAGUCCAGGAUGGCAAUGGAAACGCUGCCUCCAGUGAUGAAAGCUCUGAUGAGCAGCCCACAUGCCUGUCAGCAGAAGCCAAGCAGGCUGCUUGUCAGAAAACUCGAGACUCUGUUUGUACUUCAGAACAUCAGAAAUCAGAGAACAUCCAAAAUCCUAAUGAGAAAUGUGGUUUUGAUAAGAAGACUUUAGAACAGAACGUUUCUUCUCAGUCUGAUGAGAAAAAGUAUCACAGUACAGAUGGGCAUCAUGGCAUGGGACAAAGUGACACAGAGUCAGAAGACAGUGAUGUCAUCUUUCCCACACAGUAUCCAGCUCAGAAAGCCCCUAACAACCGUAUACGCUUUAAGCUGCUGUUUGGUGAAUCUGAAGAUUCUGAAGCAGAAAACCCUGUGAAAAGAAAUUGUGUUGCUGGUAGACAGAACAGUGGCAAAGGAAAUGGACCUGUUUCAAAACCCUUGAGUACUGAGAACAUGACCUUGAAACUUGUUAGGAAAAGAAAAGAUACAGAUGAUAUUAGUGAUGAAUCUGAUGACAUCGACAUGUUCCCCAAGUCCAGAAUAAGAAAGCAAAGAGCUACUACUUCCCUGAAGUUUAAGAGAAAAAAGGAAAACAAAAGGGGGUCUCCUGGAAGAGCAAAGGAGCCCAAACAAGUGUGCGCAGCAGAUGGGGACUGUAGCUCUCAGGUCAUUGACGACUUCUCAUCCUCUGAUGACAAUGUAUCUGUCAGCCAUUGGAGUUCCUCUAAACUAAGUCACAGAGCAGAAACUGUAAAAGAUAAAAUCAGUUUGUUCUCCAAGCUACCUGGCCCGGAUAAGAAAAACAUUUGUAUAUCAAGGAAGCCAGCAAGCUUUUUAAAUGAAAGAGUUGUCAGUCAAGAGCAAAUGUGUGACUCAAUGGAUAAAAUAUUAGGUGGUGUUCAGGAAGUGGCGUAUAUCCACUCAAAUCAGAAUGUGAUUGGAUCAAGCAGAGCUGAAAAUCACAUGAGCCGUUGGGCAACCCGUGAUGUAUUUGAGUUGAAACAGUUUUCCCAGCUCCCUGCUAAUGUAGCUGUUUGCAGUUCAAAGACAUACAAAAAUAAAGUGAACGCACACUCAGAGAAAGAUGAGUCCCCAAGUGAUGGAACCAUUUCCUCUCCUCUGUGUGUAUCUCACCCUGUGAGCCAGAAAAAGAAAGAUGUCUACCGUACUAACCAGACCACCUUCAUCAUUGGAGAAACACCAAAAGGAAUCCGCAGAAAGCAGUUUGAAGAAAUGGCCUCCUACUACAAGUCAUCUGUACAGGAGUUUGCUAGACAGGUAACCAGUGCCACGUCUGAGGAGCGACUGAGACUGCUCAGGGACUUCUACAGCCCUCGGCACCCAGAGGUAAAGGGGUUCUUCGUGAGUUCUGCCCCAGAGUCGACCAGAUCUGUCCACAAGCAGGAAGACAGGGUCAAGAAUAAAUCCAAAGGAAAAGAAUCUCUUUUAAAAGAACAGCGCUCAAAUGAUAACACUUGGUCACGCAAUGAUCCCACCAACAAAAUGUCUCAAGCUUACAACCCAAAACUAUAUAAAGGAAAGUCAAACAGAUUUCAAAAUCAUGGUUCCCAUGGAGAAGAGAUAUUUUCUGGUGAUACAAAAAUUAAGAAAUUGUCUGUCAGCUUUACUCAAGAGAGCGACAGUGAGAGAAAUGGCCACACACCCAGGAACAGCAUGACACUCUUCUGUCCAAACAGCAAGCCUGGAGCCCCAGAGACAGAGCGAGAGAAUUCCCCAGGGGCGUGCAGUUCCAGGGACAGAUCACUUCUCAAGCUGAGGAACAGCAGGGUAGAAAACCCAGCGUCAGAAAAAGCUCCUGUGGAAGACUUACUCGGUGACACCUCUAUUCUUAAUGACCUCUUUAAAAGCUGCGGGGAGGGUCCCACACAGCUGCCAGAUAGCGUUCUUUCAAGAUCUGUGACAAAAGCAAAGCAGAGACCCAGAGACUUCUGGGACAUGUUGGAUGAGCAGAAUGAUGACAGCCUUAGCAAACUCACUGACUUGGCAGUGAUAGAGACUCUGUGUACCAAGGCUCCCCGCUCCACAGUCUCCAAAAGGAAAGAUGAACUGGAAGCUCCCCUUUGGAAAACAAAUGAGAAGUUUUUGUGGAAGACGUUUAACUCAGAGGACGAUGAAAGCAUAGCCAGUACAGAGAGAGAGUAGAACUUGGAUGCGCCGUUGUGUGAGCGUUUGUGGUACUGGGAUUGUUAUCAUUGGCCAGAGCACCAGCGCCUUAACCUCUCACAUUGCUGUGAUCUAGUAAUUGUAUUUAAGUGGAAGGAAGUGAACAGACAUUUGAUUUUAGUUGAAACCUCUUUCAAUGAACUUAAUAUAUGUGGCUUGCACACUCUGAAA